Molecule: messenger RNA, 231 nt
Organism: Trichoderma reesei QM6a
Lineage: Eukaryota; Fungi; Ascomycota; Sordariomycetes; Hypocreales; Hypocreaceae
Exons: 3
Coding region: 1-231 (76 amino acids)
Source: RefSeq, a predicted model, not a curated record
AUGUCGUCUCCUCAGCCCCAGGUUGUUGCCCAGCAAAUGACUGCCGAGGCCCCUGCCCGAAUCAGCUCCGACCAGCCGCGCCCCGUCGAGCCCAUGAGCAUGGACACGACCGCUAACAUGCGUGGCGGAGAGGGCGAGAAGGGUGCCAUCUGCUGCGGCAUCUGCGCUGGCCUGGCCUGCUUCGAGUGCUGCGAGUGCACCGAGGACUGCUGCGAAUGCCUCUUUUGCUAA